GCUGUAUCCUACGUAUCCACUUCGGCAUCCUCUAUAUGCUCGCUGACUAUCACUGACUAUCUAUUGGCAUUACACUCCUUGAGGUUACCACCACAACCAGCUGUCAUAUUUUAAAGUUACGUAUGGAAAACAACGAAAUGUUAAUUUGUAAGCUUUAAGCUUUAAUAAUUUUAGAGAAAUCCUUGUUGCUCUCCGAUGCCGCUAAAGGCUAAAGCUGGGCCUAUAAGUGAUCAAACUUUUCAAGUUACGAAGUGCCAUAUUCUCCCUAUCCAUAUUGGCUACUUCCAUUGUCUAUCUAAUACACGAUGGGUUCUACUGAGCAGCGAGACCGCGGUGUCCGCAUUGCCAUCGACCGUGGCGGUACCUUUACCGACUGUGUUGGCACCUUGAACGGAAAGGAUGUGGUAAUAAAGCUCCUCUCUGAAGACCCGGCCAACUAUGAAGAUGCGCCGCUGGAAGGCAUCCGCCGUAUCUUAAGCCACUUCGAGGGACGGGAGAUUCCUCGGGGUGAGGCUCUAGAUACCUCUAAGAUCGAUAGCAUACGCAUGGGGACCACGGUGGCCACAAACGCGCUGCUGGAGCGCAAGGGCGAGAAGAUAGCCCUUGUCGUGACCAAGGGUUUCCGGGACUGCCUUGUCAUCGGCAACCAGAGUCGUCCCAAGAUUUUUGAUCUCGCUAUCAAGAAGCCCGACGUUCUAUACGAGGAUGUUGUUGAGAUAGACGAGAGGGUUACACUUGAAGACUAUGCUGAGGACCCUGAGCGGACCAUCACCAAAGCUGAUGCUAAGGCUGGGACGGCGGAAGCAUCGAAAGCAGACUUGGUGUUAGGACUUUCGGGGGAGACGGUGCGUAUUUUAGAACGGCCAGCGGAGAGCAAGAUCAAGGACCAAUUAAAGAGCAUAUUCGACAAGGGCAUCAAAAGUAUAGCUGUAUGUCUAAUGCACGGCUACACAUUUCCGGACCAUGAAGCCUUGGUAGGCAAAAUUGCUAGGGAAAUUGGCUUCAACCACAUCUCGCUCAGCCACGAACUCAUGCCGAUGAUCAAGCUGGUUCCACGAGCGACGAGUGUCUGUGCUGACGCGUACCUGACGCCGGCGAUUAAAAAGUACAUCGCCGGUUUUCAGAAGGGAUUCGCCGGUGGCUUAGGAACACGAAGUGUUCUUCAGGAGAACGGCAGCAAAGGUGCAAGAUGCGAGUUCAUGCAGAGCGACGGGGGGCUGGUUGACGUGGAGAAGUUCACCGGGUUGAAGGCCAUCUUGUCUGGUCCUGCAGGAGGUGUGGUGGGUUACGCUAUCACAAGCUAUGAUGAGGAGACCAAGAUUCCGGUAAUCGGAUUUGAUAUGGGUGGUACUAGUACCGACGUCUCACGUUAUGGAGAAGGUCGGUAUGAGCACGUCUUCGAGACGACAACCGCAGGAGUCACGAUCCAGUCACCCCAGCUCGACAUUAACACCGUUGCUGCUGGAGGCGGAAGCAGACUCUUCUUCAAGAACGGCCUCUUUGUCGUCGGACCCGAGUCAGUAGGAGCCCAUCCCGGCCCUGCUUGCUACCGAAAAGGUGGUCCCGCUGCAGUAACAGACGCAAACUUGUUCCUAGGUCGUCUGCUACCCGAGUUUUUCCCUAAGAUCUUUGGUAAAAAUGAAGACGAGGGCUUGGACUUUGAGGCAAGCAAGAAGGUUAUCCAAGAGCUCACUGAUCAGAUCAAUAAGGAAACUGGCAAGAAUAUGAGCUUAGACGAAGUAGCCUACGGUUUCUUAACGAUAGCAAAUGAGGCCAUGACAAGGCCGAUCAGGUCUAUUACUGAAGCGAAGGGCCAUGACUCUUCGAAGCACCGAUUGGCGACCUUUGGUGGUGCCGGUGGUCAGCAUGCUGUUGCCAUCGCAGAGGCUCUAGGUAUCAAGCAGAUAUUAGUCCACAGGUACUCAUCGGUUUUAUCGGCAUAUGGAAUGGCCUUGGCGGAUGUUGUCGAUGAGAGGCAAGAGCCAGACUCCACCGUAUGGCAAGAUAAGGGAGACGUGGUCAAUGAGUUGAAAGCCAAGAUGGAAAAAUUAAAAGAAAAAUCACGGAAGGCCCUACAAGACCAAGGUUUCGAGGACAGCGAUAUUGUCUUUGAAGAAUAUCUCAAUAUGAAAUAUCGUGGAACUGAGUCAGCUCUCAUGAUUAUCAAGCCUAAUGAGGAGAAGGCAAAAGCGUCUUACGACGGCGAGGACUGGGCGUUCGGCAAGGCCUUCGUAGACCACCAUCGUUACGAAUUUGGAUUUACUCUGGAUGACAGAGAUAUCAUCGUAGAUGAUGUGCGAGUUCGCGGUAUUGGAAAGAGCUUUACAUAUCGGGAUAAGACUGUAGAUCAACAGUUAAGGGAAGUUAAGCGACAGUCCAUCGGUGACCAGAAAGCACAUGGCAAGUCUCAAGUUUACUUCGAAGGUGGUCGUUUAGAGACGCCAAUCUACAAACUCGAAGACCUAUCGGUUGGUGACGAAAUCAACGGACCAGCUGUUCUCGCAGAUGGUACACAAACUAUCGUGAUCACUCCAAAGGCGAAGGCGCUAAUACUCGAAACACAUGUCAUCAUUGACUUGGAGAAAAAUAGCAAGGAUGACUCGAAUAAGAAGGAUUCGUCUGAACGGAAGGCCGAUCCUAUUCUGCUAAGUAUCUUCGGUCAUCGCUUCAUGGCCAUCGCAGAACAAAUGGGCCAUGCGCUCCAGAAGACGAGCGUGAGUACAAAUGUCAAGGAGCGCCUCGACUUCUCAUGUGCUAUAUUCGAUGCGUCCGGAGGACUCGUAGCCAAUGCGCCGCAUUUACCUAUCCACUUGGGCUCCAUGUCGACGUGUGUUAGGACACAAGCCAAGAUUUGGGAGGGUAAGCUCAAAAAGGGAGAUGUGAUCAUGUCGAAUCACCCAUCGUACGGCGGUACACAUCUGCCAGACAUUACUCUUAUCAUGCCCGCCUUCAACGAGAAGGGAGAUAAAAUUCUAUUUUACGCAGCAUCACGAGCACACCAUGCAGAUAUCGGUGGAAUUACAGCGGGUAGCAUGCCGCCGCUUUCGCGAGAGCUGUUCCAAGAAGGCGCAUCGAUCGAGAGUGAGAAGAUUGUCAGCGAGGGUAAAUUCAACGAAAAGAGAAUUACAGAGCUACUUUACAACGAACCAGCAAAAUACCCUGGCUGCAGUGGAACUAGAUGUCUGGCAGAUAAUAUCAACGAUCUCAGGGCGCAGGUGUCUGCGAACCAAAAAGGUAUCUCUCUGAUCGAGGGCCUCAUCCAGGAGUACGGCGAAGAUACCGUACAAUUCUACAUGGUCAGCAUCCAAAAUAAUGCAGAACUCUGUGUUCGGCAGUUAUUAAAGCAGGUCUACAAGAAAUUCGAAGGGAAAGACCUGUCUGCAGUUGACUAUAUGGACGAUGGGACUCCGAUUCGGCUACGCGUCACUAUCGACCCAGAGAAGGGCGAGGCGGAGUUCGACUUUGAGGGAACGGGUCCUCAGGUGUACGGCAAUGUCAAUGCACCCGAAGCUAUCACAUACAGCGCUAUCAUCUACUGUCUGCGCUGUCUUAUUUCUGAAGACAUCCCCCUGAAUCAGGGCUGUCUCAAACCUGUCAACGUCAAAAUUCCCCCCAAGUCACUCCUGUCGCCGUCGACGGGUGCUGCCGUGGUGGGUGGUAACGUACUGACCAGUCAGAGGGUCACAGAUGUUAUAUUGAAAGCAUUCGAAGCAUGUGCUGCCAGCCAGGGUUGCUGCAACAAUCUGACGUUUGGAUUUGGCGGUAACGUCUCGGGAGAGGAAGAAGUCAGGGGUUUCGGGUACUACGAGACGAUCGCGGGCGGUAGCGGUGCGGGACCGGACUGGGAAGGCACUAGUGGUGUCCACGUACACAUGACGAACACGCGCAUUACAGACUCUGAAGUAUUCGAGCGACGGUACCCCGUCCUCCUACAUGAGUUCUCCAUCCGCAAAGGGUCGGGUGGUAACGGCCAACAUCGCGGUGGCGACGGAGUCGUCCGCGACAUCGAGUUCCGGAUCCCCAUUCAAUGCUCGAUCCUCAGCGAGCGACGAGUCUACCGGCCUUACGGUCUGGCCGGCGGCGAGGAUGCCGAGUGCGGUCUCAACAUCUGGGUACGCCGCGUGCAGAAAGCCGACCCAGAGAAGGAUCUUGCCACACAAGGUGUACACGCACAGCAGGACAAAGACGACGUCGAGUAUGAGGUACGCUAUAUCAACCUAGGUGCUAAGAACAGCGCCCCUAUGAAGCCUGGAGACCACAUCAUCAUUAAUACACCCGGAGGAGGAGGUUGGGGUAAGGUCGGAGACCAGAAGGUGGAUAGAUUACGGAGAGACCAUACCGAGUCUUGGAGGAAGGGUAGCCAUACCGCUAGGGAAGAUACCGCUCUGCAGGCAUAGGGCCGUGGAAGCUUCGUAUGAGGUAACGAGUAGGCAUGACGUCUGUGUUACUUCUCCCCCCUUUUUACGAGGUACCUAAGGUAUUAAUGGGAGUUGUCCGUAUUAGUGUCUUGGCGGAUUUUAAAGCUGUGCCGCCCGUAAAUCCAGAUUUUCCACUCACUCACACGCGGCUAGUCGUCGCCAACGUGACAUUACGCAGUCGUACAAUCAAUCAUGGGUAUAAGCUGACCGACUUGGGGGGUUACCAGAUAUCUGGGAGUCUUUGCCAUCAACCCCCCCUUCCCCCCCAACCACCCCCACCGGCGAAGCUAUCAAAUUAGGAAGGUGAAUAGGCGGGAGCGUCUAUCGACUAACUAGCGAAUUGCCGGACAUGUUUUUUGUCAAAAAAAAAAAAUUUUGACGCGGCCUAGGUAUUAUCUCGGGCUAACAGUCUGGAAUCCAGGUAUGUUGGUGGGAAAACACUAGGCGUGAGGGGCGAGGGGCGAGGUGUAAGCGCAGGUGUCUUGGUAAUUAAUGGUUAAGCGAUGUGCAGGAGCUAGAUGUUAGUAGGAUUUAUUAGUAAAGUCGUGAAAUUUGGGAAAAGGGGGGAGGGGGGAAGUGAGCUUAGGUCAGGUACGUAGUUGGGGGCUUGACGGG
Molecule: messenger RNA, 5033 nt
Organism: Daldinia vernicosa
Lineage: Eukaryota; Fungi; Ascomycota; Sordariomycetes; Xylariales; Hypoxylaceae
Product: Hydantoinase B/oxoprolinase-domain-containing protein
Exons: 2
Coding region: 306-4397 (1363 amino acids)
Biological process (GO): glutathione metabolic process
Cellular component (GO): cytosol
Molecular function (GO): 5-oxoprolinase (ATP-hydrolyzing) activity
Source: RefSeq, a predicted model, not a curated record